Macrobrachium nipponense is the source of this 1677-nucleotide messenger RNA. RefSeq names its product histone deacetylase complex subunit SAP30 homolog (gene Sap30). Lineage: Eukaryota; Metazoa; Arthropoda; Malacostraca; Decapoda; Palaemonidae. Gene Ontology annotation, cellular component: histone deacetylase complex. Gene Ontology annotation, molecular function: transcription coregulator activity; protein binding. Gene Ontology annotation, biological process: regulation of DNA-templated transcription. The record is from RefSeq and is a predicted model, not a curated record. The coding region runs from base 483 to 992 and encodes 169 amino acids. The transcript has 5 exons.
CAUGACCAGACAGUGAAAGCAGUAGAGCAGAGAUUCAAUCGUUGUGCAGUCGGCCCUUUCCUCUGUGUCGAGAUCUGUGAAAGUGAGUUGUUUGAAUACAAUGGUUGUUAUGACCUCUCUUUCCUGUUGACUGUGCCUCUUGAAUCCCUUGUCAACUGCGUCUCAAGAGUCCGCACAGGAAGACCUGUGGCAGUUAAUUGUGGUGCUCAACCAAUUUCUUUUCGUCUGGGUUGAAUUGGCCGCCUAGCUAGGCACUUCUAUACUUCCCUGGAUGAAAGUUGCGAGCGACCGUGGCCCUCCCUCCUGCUGCCCAGUGACAGACAAACGGACAGUCUACGCCAGAUCUACCUACCUACCGACUUCCUUGUAUGAGCUGCCCACAGACAGUUGAACGAGACUGAGCUUCUCAUUCCCUGCGACUGUCUUGGUCAUCGCAUUUUGUCAUUUUGUGUUCUUCCGAAACAUUCAAGAUUACGGUCAAAAUGAAUGGACUAAGUACAGAGGAGGAUUCCAAUUCCCAGCAUGACCAGGUGUGUUGCUUAGUAGAUGCAGGUGAACGCUGCACACAGUUAGCAGGCAAUGCUGCCUAUAACAAAAGGAUACAGAAAACUGUUGCACAGAGGAAACUUCGGCUGCAUAUGGAUUCUGGGUCCAGCCAUAAUUACAUAUGUGAGUACCACAAAGGCGUGAUUCAAAGUGUUCGAGUUAAACGGAAGAGAAGAGAUUCCGAGGAGGAUUCUGGAGAAUUUGAUGGGGACCAUCCUGAAGUUGAAUUAUAUAAUUUGCAGGUCAAUACAUUGAGAAGAUACAAGAGACACUACAAAAUUCCAACACGUCCUGGCCUUAAUAAAGCCCAGUUAGUUGAUAUUCUCAUGAAACACUUCAGGACUGUGCCAGUAGCUGAAAAAGAGUGCCUUACUUACUUUAUAUAUAUGAUUAAAGCCAAUCGAUCGAAGUUUGACCAGAGGAAUGGUUCCAAUAUCGACAUGUGACCUCAGGUUUCAAAAUGAGACGUUUCAACUUCAUGCAGGAUUCCACAGGAUGAAGAGUCUGUAGUGGCAUGCAAAAGCAUAGCCAUUAUAGAUUUUUGUGGAAUUAUUUUUCAUGGCUUUAAUAUCUUGAUUGCUUUUGGUAAGGGUGUAUCCAAAGCUUUCAAGUAAAGUUUUGGUACUUAAAAUUUAAGUACCUCAUAAAUUUUAUUUAUGAUUGAGUAUCCUCCCUCAGAUAUUACUUUUAAGUAUAUGUGAAACUCUGGUCAUUGCUAGUUUUAUAUUUUUAAGGUAUUUCUACCAUAUAUGUUGAAGAAAUGCUUUAAAAUAUAUUUAUUAAUAUAGAACAGAUUGCCAUUACAGUGAUGUAUGCCAGAACAUGUAACUGAAGAGUUAACUUUACAAUAGUCCAGAAAGUAUCUAAUUUCAAGGUUGUUUUAUGAAAUGGUGAUAUUUUAGGUUUUGAGAGUUGACUCUCUUGUAUUCCAAACCAUAGGUUAAGAUAAUACAAAUCAAUUGUAUGAUGAAGUAAAUUUUCAAAUCCCCUUCAUUGAACCUGCUGGCAUUAUUUUAGACAAUUGCUAGUCCUUAAAUAUAUAAAUUUCAUUCUAUUUACAGUUCAUUCCAUUAUCAUUCAUUUUCAUAAAUAUUUUUAAUAUUUUGAAAAAUUUUGUAUAAAAAACAGCUG